Lagopus muta (rock ptarmigan) is the source of this 2316-nucleotide messenger RNA. It is a transcript of the gene JMJD6, whose product is annotated as jumonji domain containing 6, arginine demethylase and lysine hydroxylase. Gene Ontology annotation, biological process: phagocytosis. The coding region runs from base 109 to 1353 and encodes 414 amino acids. Gene Ontology annotation, cellular component: nucleus; cytoplasm. The transcript has 7 exons. Lineage: Eukaryota; Metazoa; Chordata; Aves; Galliformes; Phasianidae. The record is from RefSeq and is a predicted model, not a curated record. Gene Ontology annotation, molecular function: P-TEFb complex binding; histone H4R3 demethylase activity.
GGGGCGGGGCUGCGGCGGCGGCGGCGGCAAGGGGGUGAAAUUUCUCGAAGGUGCGGCGGGGCCGGGUAGCGGGACGUGGGUCGGGAGCGGCGGGUCCUCAACGCCGCCAUGAAUCACAAGAGCAAGAAACGGAUCCGCGAGGCGAAGCGCAGCGCCCGGCCCGAGCUGAAGGACUCGUUGGAUUGGACCCGUCACAACUACUGCGAGACCUUCCCGCUCAGCCCUGCUGCGUGCAAGGAUAACGUGGAGCGGGCGGAUGCACUGCAGCUCACCGUGGAGGAGUUUGUGGAGCGUUACGAAAAGCCGUACAAACCCGUGGUCCUGCUGAACGCCCAGGUGGGCUGGUCUGCACAGGAGAAGUGGACUCUGGAGCGGCUGAAACGCAAGUACAGGAACCAGAAGUUCAAAUGCGGGGAGGACAACGACGGUUAUUCAGUGAAGAUGAAGAUGAAAUACUACAUCGAGUACAUGGAGACCACGCGUGAUGACAGCCCGCUGUACAUAUUUGACAGCAGUUAUGGAGAGCAUCCCAAGCGCAGGAAACUCCUGGAGGACUACAAAGUACCCAAGUUCUUCACUGAUGAUCUGUUUCAGUAUGCAGGGGAGAAACGAAGGCCACCUUACAGAUGGUUUGUGAUGGGCCCGCCUCGUUCUGGAACAGGAAUUCACAUCGACCCCUUGGGAACCAGCGCCUGGAACGCCUUGGUGCAGGGACACAAGCGAUGGUGCCUCUUCCCCACCAGCACUCCCAGAGAGCUGAUCAAAGUGACACGGGAGGAGGGAGGCAACCAGCAGGACGAGGCCAUCACGUGGUUCAACGUCAUCUACCCCAGGACGCAGCUUCCCACCUGGCCUCCUGAAUUCAAACCCCUGGAGAUCUUGCAGAAGCCAGGAGAGACUGUUUUUGUACCAGGUGGUUGGUGGCACGUAGUUCUCAACCUGGACACAACGAUUGCCAUCACACAGAACUUUGCCAGCUGUACCAACUUCCCCGUGGUGUGGCACAAAACGGUGAGAGGGAGACCCAAAUUAUCACGGAAGUGGUACAGGAUCCUAAAGCAGGAGCAUCCUGACCUGGCAGCACUGGCUGAUUCGGUUGACCUACAGGAAUCUACUGGUAUUGCUUCUGAUAGCUCGAGUGAUUCUUCCAGCUCCUCGAGCUCCAGCUCCUCCGACUCUGAUUCAGAGUGCGACUCUGGCUCCGAGACAGAGGGGAUGAUGCACCGCAGGAAGAAGAGGAGGACGUGCAGCAUGAUGGGGAACGGCGAUACGACUUCCCAGGACGACUGCGUGAGCAAAGAGCGCAGCUCCUCCAGGAUUAGGGAAUCUUGUGGAGGCCGCAGUUACCCCUGAGAGAUAAAGCACCCACCCAGAGGCAGCUGCCCAUCGGAGCUCCGUUAGCAGCCAGCCAGCUCUGUCCUGCCCCCUUCUGCUCCUGCUCCUCACAAUCCUUGUUGGUCUCUUCCCUUCAGUCCAAACAUCAGUCUUCAUUCUGUGCUGUCCAAGGUUGGCUCCUUACUAACUGAAGGGGGGAUGCCCCGACUCGUGCAAUGCUUUGUCCCCUCUGCGCCCCGAGCGAGUGCACUAAAAGCCCAUCCGUGGCUGUGGACAUGCCAAGUAUUGAAUGGCUUGUGUAACUGGCGAGGAAGACAACGGUCAGUUUUUAAAGAACUUUUUAAAACCAGCAGGUAAACCUAGAAACCUGCCUUGCUUUGAUACUGUCUUAUGUUUACAUGUUGUCCUGUACACUUGAGGAAGGGAACAGCAGCCCUUCGGCCCAGCGGGAUGGCGGCGGAGGUGGGAUGGAUGCUCCAAGCACUGAAGCCACUUCAGUGGAGUUGACUGCCCACCUGAAGCAUCUUUUGUGCUCUUAAUCCACACGUACACGUCUGAAGUGCAUCCUUUUAACCAGCCAUGAUCCAUUUACCUUUGCUCUGUGCAGUGACAGAUGCACUAGCACCUUGCCAUAGGAAUCUCGAUGGAGCCGGAGAAUCCUGGAGUUUCUUGCACAGCAAAAAACAUGAGGGGGAAAAGUCAGCAUUUGCCAGUAAUGACACUCCUUUAGGUGUAGGUGUGAUGUUCAGCACCGGGCAACAACUGACAAAAUCUGACUCUUACGUAGCAACAACAGUUGCUGGGCUUUAAAUACUGAGCAGUUCUGGGGCCGUGGACUUGUUUGGGCCGGUGUGGUUCAUGUGUGUAAAUGGCUUUUCUUUGAGGCUAUGGCUUCAGAAACGUGCAGUGCCAAUUUUAAAGGACUGGGAGGGGGGCGUAUUGUUGUGUGAUGCUUUAUACAAAUGAAAUGUGAUGUUUUUA